AUGCAAAUCGCAAAAAAAUAUUUCACAGAAGGCCUGAUCCAGUUUACGAUCUUGCUUAGUUUGAUUGGAGUUCGUGUUGAUGUCGAUAGCUACUUGAAUGGCUAUUACCCCCCUCUGUUUGACGUUAACUUGGGUCCCAGCUCUGCUUAUACCCAGACGCCCUUCCAUAGUUUGAGAGAUAACCUAGACGGAUAUAGCGUGCAUCCCAAAUGUCCCGAGUUGGACUAUUUCUUUGCUACUCGUCGGCUUCUAGACGAGGUGCGUACUUUGGGUUCUCCAAGGUUCCCCACACAGCUGAACACAUGGCUGGUGCACCAGGUUUCUGACAGUGAUCAGCCUGACCCAGGAGACUCAUCAAAUGGCAACAACAGAAUCGACAUCAACUUAGAGGUGGGGAGCACCGCGAGCAAUGCCAACGACGAAGGCAAACAUCUGCAGAGCAGUAGCCAAGGAGAACACCAAACCACACAAAAUCUCGCCGAACAAGGGCCUUGCACUUCUGGAGCCUGCCAGUUACCCGAAGAGGAGGACGAUGGCAGUUCUGGAGGGGAGGAGCGAGUGUCCCCAAGUCAGCUGCCUCACAGCUCAAGUCUUGAGCAAGAGGAUCUACUGGAUGGCAACACAUUGCUCUCUGACCCAGCAGCAGAACCUCAUGCUUCUGCCGUCAACCAGCAUUGGAGUCAUUUCCUCGCUCUGCAAAUGGCUGAUCUUGAUGAAUUGGACUCCUUGGUAUCGGAGCCCCUCUCUGAUCUGUCGGACCCUGAUAUAACCGGAGCCAUCAGCCAGGAUGUUAGCCUGCGUGAUGCGGUGGUGGGCGGCCCACAGGCCUACGGCAGGGUCUCGCAGAGGGCUGAGGCCAGACCCGUCACACGGCAACAACCAGCGCCACUCCUCCUCAUGGAAUCCACAAAUUCCUCGCAUCUGGACUCUUCUUCGGGUAUGACCCUUGACCUGGCCGGGCCUUUCACCUCUGGAUAUAAUGUCAGCAGGAAUGGGAGCUCCCAUGAUGGGAUGGGCGGUUGCCUGGACGAGGCCGUGUUUGACCAGAUCAACAUGCUCGGUCUGGGGGGCAUGGAUGCAAUUGAUAGCCACCUGCUGAACUGUCUGGAGAGCAUCAAUCCGAGACUGCUUGAAGAUCUGGACUCGGACUCCGGUCUGUCCUUGGAAAGCGGCUCCCAAGGCCCCACCUCACCAGGCACCUCCGUGGUAUCAUCCUCAUCCAGCUCCUACUGCGAGGACGACCGCGGCGCCACCGGCUACAGCAGCGAGGUGGACUCCAUCAACUCCAAAGGCAUCGCCGACUACUCCGCCGUAUGGUCCGUCGAAGACCUGAGCGACGGCGUGUGGCACGACCACAGCUACUCCUCCCAGGCCCUGUACCACCAGCCCUCGCCGACGUCCUUCCCCCACAAAGGCAUCAAGGAGGAGCCUCUCAGCGACGACGAGGACCAGGGGCUGGACAGCAGGGAGUCGAGCCGUGACGAGAUGCGGGCGCGCGCCCUCCGCAUCCCCUUCACGGCCCUGCAGAUCGUCAACAUGCCCGUGGACGAGUUCCUGGAGGUCCUCGAGGCCCACGGCUUCUCCGGCGAACAGGUGACCCUUCUGCGAGACAUCCGCAGGCGGGGAAAGAACAAGCUGGCGGCCCAGAACUGCCGCAAGCGCAAGCUGGACGCCAUCACGGGGCUUCAGGAGGAGGUGGCGAGGCUCCAAGCCCAGCGGAACAGGCUCCUCAGGGAGAAGCAGCUCACGGCCAAGACGAUGGGAGCGGUGGGCCACCAGAUAAAGCAGCUGAGCAGGGACGUCUUGUCCAGGCUGAGGGAUGAUUCAGGACGACCCCUGCACCCAGAGAGAUACACCCUGCAGUGCGGGGCAAACGGACGGGUCUCUGUUCAGCCCGUGAGAAGACCGGCGGUCUCUACAACAGCUGGCAGUAAAACAGAUAAAAGAAAGAAGGACAAAAAGCAGUGAUGCAACAUGGCCUGCUGGGACUUGACGUCAUCGCCUACUUCUGAACUUGCUCGCCUUGUUCUGGUGAAGGUUUUCUUCUUUCCGAGGGUUUGACGGAUUAAAUGCUCUUUAGAGAUAUAAGGGGUAAUGAUAAUGACUACACAACCUGAAAGAAACACCUGUAAAUAAAUGUUCUCUUGGGAUAAAAUGUAGCUUACACACUGGACAAUAGAAUGUGGUUCACUGAUCAUUGGCAGAGGUGAUUGGACGAUUUCAGAUCUUACUUGCCUUUCCAAGCCACUUUUUUUCUCUCUCGCUCUCGCUCUCUCUCUCUCUCUCUCUCUCUCUCUCUCUCUCUCUCUCUCUCUCUCUCUCUCUCUCUCUCUCUCUCUCUCUCUCUGUUUGUGAAUUUAUUGAUUUAUUAUUGUACCACUUUCCGAUCGGAAUUGCAGUUAAACCAGCCAGACUUUGGAUAUAGGAUCAUGGCAGGUUGACAGUGAUAUGUGAAUUAGAUGCAUCUUAAUAUAGAUGGCUAUAUACAUCUCCCCCCGCCCGACCCCUCCAUUCCUUACCUUAACUUUACACCCCAACAAUGUAAGUGAUUGUAGACUGUAACUAUUUAAGUGUUUCUGAAAGAUGUACAAGUCUCUGAAACUGUCGAGGGCAGUACAUGUAUUGAGUUAUCUGUGGAAUUAUACCCUUGUAUAGGUUUCUCCUACACCCCUGGUGUGGGAGAAACCUUCCUUAAUACAGGGCACAUUAAUUUAAAAAAAAAAACGAAUAUAUAAACAGUUCACAAACACUGCAAAGAUUUUCCAAAUUGGGAUGUUGUCGACCCUUAUGUAAUUUUGAGAUAUUCAACCAUAUACUUUUGAGAUAACUUGAAGGCCUUACAUGAAAUAAAUGUUUGUUUUUAUAUUUGUGUAUCUGUGAUACAUGGACUGCACUCUUACCAGUGAAAUGUUGUACUUGCAGCAUUUGUAAGUUCAAAGAGCUGGUUUGCAUACAUAUUAUUACGCGUCAUAUUAUUUUGUAGCUGUUCUGCCCUACUAAGUACUAUUCAUGACCAUUGAUGUUAAGGGUGCGCGGGUUGGUCUGGAAAAUGUCCACAGACAAUCGAUCCUUUAUGAUUAACUUAUCACUAUUUUGCUCCUUCAUGUACAGAAGCUACUUCAGCACUCUAAAAGUUCAUUUCACUCUUGACUGCCCAAUUAAUUAAGCUAGCAGGCAUCACAAUGUUGUAAGAUCAUGUGAAAUACUGCUUUUGUUUUGAAUAGAAUAUACCAGAUAUCCUCUAUUUAAAUUAUAAAUGUCCUUAUAACACAUAAAAACUACCGUUUAAAGCUAAAGCAGGUUACAUAUGAGUUAGGCCUCAGCUUUUAACAUCAAUGGCAGAGAAUGGUUCUUGGCUAGGUCGGAUAGCCAAACACAAAGUACACCUAUGCACAUGACCCUGGCAAGGUCAGGGAAGCCUUCAGUAGUGCCCAUAAAUCAACAGUAAAAUGUAUCCUAUCAUCAAGGCAUGUCCAAUCUGAUGACAUUAAGUACAUUCACACGGUAUUUGAGCAUAGAUUAAGGUACAUUUGAGAUAUAUGUUUGCCUAUGUGCAUGUAUGUUAUGCACUCCCUUAAAACAAUAGAUGUUUACUGGUGAGGUGGUCGAUCUAAACCACUUGUUCACCAUUAACUAACGAAUGGCCGAAGUAUAUGAGGGUGUGUUGAGUGUGCAUUUCAGAUGAGCUGAUGAGAAACUGUACCAAUGAAAAAUCCUAUAUGCAGUUGUGUGUGUGCGUGUGUGUGUGUGUGUGUGUGUGUAAGAGAAAUAAGAGAAUGGGAAAAACGAUGCACAACAUUUAUAACGUUUUAGUGCAACUCCUUUUGGUUCUUUAAUAUUCACUUUUUUUUGCCCAUUUUUUUAUAGGCGACAUUGGUUGUUAGUGUUUAAGCAUGACAUAACAGUGAUUGAAGAAUGCUGUACUGUGCUGCACUAUUCAAUACAAAAAGGUUUUGUAUUCUUUGGUUUAAAAAAUAAAUAAAAUAUUAAAAACGUC
Messenger RNA from Gadus morhua (Atlantic cod), 3997 nucleotides. RefSeq names its product nfe2 like bZIP transcription factor 3 (gene nfe2l3). Gene Ontology annotation, cellular component: nucleus. Gene Ontology annotation, biological process: regulation of transcription by RNA polymerase II. The record is from RefSeq and is a predicted model, not a curated record. The coding region runs from base 1 to 1968 and encodes 655 amino acids. NCBI's taxonomy places the organism in Eukaryota, Metazoa, Chordata, Actinopteri, Gadiformes, Gadidae. Gene Ontology annotation, molecular function: RNA polymerase II cis-regulatory region sequence-specific DNA binding; DNA-binding transcription factor activity, RNA polymerase II-specific. The transcript has 5 exons.